Paramuricea clavata is the source of this 35396-nucleotide messenger RNA. NCBI's taxonomy places the organism in Eukaryota, Metazoa, Cnidaria, Anthozoa, Malacalcyonacea, Plexauridae. The record is from the annotation of a GenBank genome assembly.
GCCCAUUGCUGACGACAUCACACACCACGUGUCAGCAUUUGAUCACGUGAUGAAGAAAGGAGAAGAGCUCCUGGAAACUCGAGCACCGGGCAAGGAAAAGAAAGUUCUCCGAAAGAGAUUGGACGAUCUCGAAAAACGUUGGAAUGACGUCAACACGCAAUCAACCACACGUGAGACUCAAAUCGAGAAGGUCCUGGGACUAGUAGACGAUUACAACCACGUGAAUAAGGAGUUUGUCACGUGGCUUAGUGAUGCAGAGAAAAAAAUGGAAACUACUCUCGAACCAACCCACGAUCAAGAUGCCGUGGAGAAACAACAAGAAUUGCUCGAGGUAAGACCUGGGGGUGUGGGGGAAAGGGAGGAGACGAGGGGAGGCCGAACUCCUUUGGUGAGAAGGUUUGCCUGGGCACUAUGGUCCAGCAGAUGGUGUUCAUCUGGGGCUGGUUGUUCAACCUUGGGUUAACCUAAAAUUCAAAGCGAACUUGCCAACAGCUUGUUUAUAAAUUUGGAAAUAUUUCUUUGGAAAUCUUGUCUGAAUCAGUAGGAGUUUUCUUCUCUGGAGUUUUGGAAUAAACAGACGUGUAGAAAUAUAUAAACUACAACAUCACGUUAAAUUUGAAGCGAGGGUUAGCGCUAAUCCAGCUUUGGACAACCGCCCCAGACAGAGUGAGACGAUGAUAUUAUUGAAUGUAAAUGAUCAAUUCAUAGUUUUUACUAACUCUACGUUUUCCUUCAUACAGGAACUUUAUGAAAGUGUUGAACAGCACAAACCUGAUCAUGAAAAACUAAACCAAGUUGCGGAAGAACUUUUGAAAGUCGGUCAAAGUCUCAACAUGAACGAAGACAUCGAAAUCUUGGAAAAAGAAAUAGAGUCCACCAAUCAGCGAUGGAUAAAUUUUCAGCGUGAUAUUUCUGAGAAACUUCAUGCCACCGACCAAGUUGAAUACGAGAUGGCAGACUUCAAAGAAUGUGUGGAUACACUUCAGAACGGCAUACAUGAAGUAAUUGAUUCAGUGAGAGAUGUUGCUGUGUUGAACAUGCCAGAGGGAGACGAGGUUAAAGUCAAAGAUAUUCACAUCGUACCAAGAAUGCCUAAGUCAGGAGAAGCCAAUAAAGAUGUCGACACUUUGCAGGUUAGCGGCCUUGUUUGCUCUGGUAGUGUACAAUGUGUUUGCUUGCUCGCUUUAGGUGUUAAAAGCGCUGUCGUUCAACGUUUACUUAGUAAAUGUAACCACUGUUUUUUAUCCACAGAAAGCACUUGAUAAGAUGGACGACCAAGCACCUACCUUGGUGAAAAUGAACGAACUCGGGGAAUCCUUAGUGGAGAAAACCAACGCUCCUGAAGUGAAAACACAAAUGACAAACACCAACGAAGACCAUGACCAACUGCAGAAACGUCUUAACGAUGCCAAGCGGACGUUGGACGAAAUAAUUGAACAUUCUGAUGAGUUUGACUUGAAGAAAGCACAAGUUGAUAAGAAGUUACCAAAACUACAAGAGAAGGUGGAAGCAUUGGAACCGAUCAGUGCCCGACCAAAUACGGUGAAGAAACAAUUGCAGGAAUCGGAGAAUAUUUCGAAAGAAGUUUGUGAAGUUGUUGAGGCCUUGGAGUCGGUUCAGGAUGAUCAAGAUUGGUUGUUUGCAAACACUGAAGUUGAACCUGAGGUUAGUAUUAAUUUAUUAAUAUAUACUAAGCUCUGCUCAAACGAGAGUUGAGAAGCGAGAGUUUACAUGAGAGUUUUCUCAACUUUCAUGCCCCGAUCAAACGAGAACAAGAGUUGCAUGAGAGUUGACAGGAUAUUAUGAACCAGCUCAAAGUUGAUGGCGGCCGUCAAACGCGAGCAAAAGUUGUAACUCUUGUCAAUUCUUAUCCUCGUUUACCGAGGCUUUCAUCUCAUAAUACAAUACAUGCAUUCUAUGUUUCUUUCUCUCGCACAGGUUAAAACGGAGAUGGAAGAAACACUGCAACGGUUAAGAAAACCUGUUGACGAAGUACAAGCGGAAGUAAAGAAGAGAGAGAAUGAACUACAAACCGUGUUAGUUUUAAGUCAGGAAUUUGAGACGAUAUCUGCGGAGCUUGUCACUUGGUUAGCUGCGAUUGAAGAAGAACAGACGAAGGAAAAGACUGUGUCGGCUGUCUACGAGACCGUGAAGAAACAACAGCAAGAACACAAGGUAGAGAAAUUAACUUCAGUUUUCUUAUACGUCAACAAAAGAAGGAAAGAAACGGUAUCCCGGUGAUUAGGAUGAUUCUUCCUCCCAAUGUAAAUAAUGUCUUUGAAUUCCUAAAUAUGUCGAGAUAUUGAUCACAAAGUGGAUAAGAAUGUACUGCCACUGUGGGGGAACAAAACUGGUAGAGCAAUCCAGAAUUAAUGAAAGUCAGUUAGAUAAUUCAGUGUGUAAAUAAUAUCGUAACCUCAGACUAUGGUAUAACCUAUUUUUGUUUUAUUUUCACAGCCAACUCUGGAAGAUAUAAAGAAACACGAACCGCUGUAUGAAAAAAUAAUGAAAGACGCCAAAGAAAUCCUGGAAGACACAGAGGAGAGCCCAGAACGUGAAUCUCUCGUGAAGGAAGUCAAUGACAUUGAAAACCGAUGGAGUAACAUCGUUGCACAUGCGGAAACGAGAGAUCACGAACUUGCACGAGUCCUGCCCGAAGCCAAGCGAUGUCAAACGAAGGUGCAGAACCUGGAACCGAAACUCGCUGAUCUCGAAAAGAAACUGGAGUCAUUACCCGAUAUAUCGGUCGAUACGGACGCUCUGGAGAAACAGAUGAAAGAUGCUGACGUGCUACGAAAAGCGGUUGAUGAUCUUGCGACUUUGAAUGACGAGAUGACUGACAGUUGUAAUACCUUAGUUGGAAAUCCGCUGGCAGAUCUUACUGUGGUCGCAGCUGAGGUUGAGAACCUGAAAGCACGUUACGGAGCAAUCCUUGACAAAUUAUCAGACUGGCAAGCUAAAGUGAACACAGUAAACGAACAGGUCACACAAUAUAACGAAGUGAAGAAACCAGUUGAAGAAACAGUCCUCAAUGUUGAAGAAAGUGUUCCUGUGCAUGAUUCACCAGUCACAGAUGCUGAGUCAGCGAAAUCAGAGCUGGAGACGGUCGAGAACUCUAUAAAGGAACUGGAUGCACUUCGUCCCGAGAAGACUAAUGUUGUGAAGAUUGGAAGUGGAAUUUUGAAGGAGGUUGGCGAGGAGUCACCAAAGGUCGUUGUUUUGAAAGAAGGUUAGUGGUCCUUGCUAUAGAAAGUAUUAUGUGACCCUGAUUAGUAAAAAUACCCUUCCAGUCCGCUGAAGACUACAUGCCAAAGAUUUAAAGAAAAUUUAUAUUCUGUUAGAUUUACACUGUCUAUUGUUCUUUUCAAAUUCAGUCCCCAGUGAAUGCCAUAUUUACGUAGGUAUAAGAACAUACACUGCCCCAAAACUGAAAAUGGUAUUUCUUCCAAGUACUUUAAAAUUGAUUUAGCUACCAACAUUUUAGUGAAUUUGUAGUCAGGAGUUAAUAAACAAUCAUCCCGAGUUUAAGAUUUUAAGGUAAAAUUCUUACGUCAUUUAAGGUCUUGCUAAUCUCGACAAACGCUUCACUAACGCACGAGAAAAAGCGGUGAUGAGGAAAAUCUUUUUGGAAUCUCAGCUGAAACGCUUGGAAAUCUACGAAGUCAAUAUCACUGAAGUUGAAAUCUGGAUCACCACGACACUCGUCAUACUUGACAAACUGGAACCUGUUAGCACAAAACCGGAAAAACUUGCUGAACAACUUGAAGAGGCAAAGACACUACAAGAUGAAACAGUCGAGAAGAAACAAGUUCUGGAGACCGCGCUGGAAGCUGGUCAGUGGCUGACUGAGAAUACAAAUGAUGUCGAACAGAGGAAUGCCAUUGUGGGAAGGAUGACAAAAACACGCGCGAACUUCGAUCGUGUCGCGAAACGCGUGGAUGAUCGUUUUGAUCGUCUACAGAUUGCGGAGUUGAAAUCCAAGGAUGUUCAGGUCGUGUUUGAUGAGUUCAAUGAACAAUUGAGGAAAUUGGAAGAAGAAUUUGAAAGUCAGAGGCCUGUCUCUGCGGUGAGGUCAACAUUGGAUGAACAGAAACGAAACACAGAUGUAAGUAAAUAUUAUACUUAAAAUUGAGCGAUUAUUCUACACCAAAUAUAAGCCUACAAAAUAUUAUGAAGAAUUAUUUUCCCACUCUCAACAGUCGGCAUAAAAAUAGAGCCUAGUUUCAAUCCCGUUUUAACAGUUGUUUUAUCUUCACUUCCAGGCCAUAGACGAGAAUCUCUCUCAAGUUGAACCAGUCUUUGAAAAACUUGUCGAUCUUGUGCAGUCUCUGUUAGACGCAUCUGAACCGAGCGAAGACCGUGAGGUACUGGAACACAAACUUGAUGACGUCAAAAUACGUUGGUACUGUCUACGUGAGAAGGUGCCUGAGCGAGAAGAACAGAUAUUACAUGUAUUACCGCUGGCAAGAAAGUAUGAGAAUAUUACUGAACCGUUUACAGCUUGGUUGGAGGAAACCGAGAGGCGAGUUGGAGAACUGGAACCGACAUCACUGAAUAAAGAUGACGUCACCCGGAAGUCGGAAGAGAUUAAAGCACUUCGUGAUGACGUCAUUGCUCAUGAACCUGAACUUCGAAACAUUGUGGAUGUUGAAGGUGAUUUGGCGAAGACGGCAUCUGCUGAUGAGUUUAUAGUUGAAGCACAAGUGAAAGAUUUGUCCGAGCGAUAUGAAAAUUUACAGAAGGAGCUGGGGGAGAGAGUGCGCAAGCUGGACACGGUGCAGACGGCUUUGAAGGAAUAUGAGAAUGGUUUGGAGGUUGUGGAGAGGAUUCGUGAUGAGGCAUCAGAGUUGGCUGAGGCUAAAGUACUGUUGGCUUCUCCAGUUGAGGAAUUGACUGAUGAACUACGCGAGGUUAAGGUAAGGUGUAUUGUUAAGUGGUUGUCGGUGAUACAGUGCGUAUGCCUUUCGCCCGUGUGACCAUACAGGGCGUGACUUUUCCGUUAUGCAGUUGUCUGAUUGUUUAGCAUGUGAGAACUGUGUCUCCAGUUUGACUGUUCCAAACACCCAACUUUUUCCAGAUACUCUGCUUUCCUUCUGUAGUAAAACUGAACCAGUAAAGGAUAACGUUACUGGACCCCUAGGAAGAACAGUUUAGAACUGAUAGAGCUAUCCAGUAUAAAUAAAGUUAUUUUAAUUUAGGUUUCCUCCUGUAGUUACACUAGAUCAAUAAGAGAUGAUCCUUACUGAACUUCUAGGGAGAACAGUUUAGAACUGAUAGAGUUAUGCAGUAUAAAUAAAGUUAGAUUAAUUUAGGUUUCCUCCUGUAGUAACACUAGAUCAUUAAGAGAUGAUCCUUACUGAACUUCUAGGGAGAACAGUUUAGAAUUAACAGACCUAUCCAGUGUAAAGAAAAGAUUACUUAAACGACUUCUAAAUAUUUGUGUCCUUCUUGAUAGGUCAUGCUGAAUGUGGUUGAACGAAUUGAACCAAAUAUGAAUGAAGUAACGAAGAAAGGAAAUGCCUUGCUACAACUGGGAGAGUUUCCCGAGGAACCCAGUUUCCGAGAAGAUAUGUCAAACCUACCAAGAAGUGUGUCUGAUGCCAAACGAAAGUUGGAAGAGAAACAAGAAUUACUGGAAGCCGCCAUUGAGAAGAACAAGGCAUUUGAUGAUGUCGCCGAGCAACUAGAGAACUGGGUAGCAGCCACGGCUGUAGAACCUGUCUUUGCUGAGACCACAAAAAUAACAAACCCUGUAGCUGUUGAGAAACGUUUACAACAACUUGAGGUAAUUAUAUACACUGUUGUAGAGAUGUGCUUUCGUGAUCGGGAUUGAUUCUUUUCUAGAUAGUCCAGUUUCUUCCUGUAAUAAGACUGGAACAAUUUGGAGAUGAUUCCUACUGGACCUCUAGGGACAACAGUUCAGGACUGAUAGAGCUAUUCAGUAUACAGAUAUUUACCGAAUAAAAAAUUCAAGUGAAACAACUGGUGUAACUAUAUUUUUAUCAAACUAUCCUCUUCAUUUAGUAAUUUUAUUUUUUCUCUUGCAGAAACUUCGCGACGAAACAACAGAUCGUAAAAAAGACUUAGAACAACUGGAAACUCUCGGGCAGUGGCUGAGUGACCACGCAGCAGAUGAACCAAGCGUGAUAGCGAACGUUGAGAUGCAGAAAGCAAAACUUGCCAAACAGUUGGACGAACAACAACAAAAGAUUGAUGAGAAAUACAUGGAACUACAAGACGUUCUCAUGCACGGCCAAGCGUUUGACGCGAACUGCGAAGACCUAGCGACAAAACUUGGGGAUCUUGAAAGCAAACUUGCAACUCUCCGGCCUGUCUCGGCAGUUCACGACACGGUGAAGAUCCAAGAGAUUGAUGGGAAAAGUUUGAAGGAAGAUCUGGAGAAAUAUGAACCUGUGUAUAAGAAUGUUGUUGAAGAAGGCGAGCAAUUGGUGGAGGAUAUGGAAUCUGGAGACGAAAAGGACGCACUUGUUGAGAAGUUGUCAGAUUUGAAGACAAGGUGAGAAAAUUAACUUCGUUGGUGAGUAUUACUGAAGGAGUACUCGAAGAUAACUGUGUUUGGUGAAAUCAAAUCACUUUUUCACCUGCAACCUUAUAAUCAGACUAUUGCAGGAAUCAAACCCCGAUGGCAAUGCACUAACCAUUGUACCACCAUCAGCUCACCAAAUGCUACAGUAUUAGAUUGUACCUUUGCUGAAUUGAAAUCAGGAACUUACCAAUGAUUUGCAUUGUUUUAGAUGGACCGAAGUUAAAACAAAGAGCGACGAUUAUGAAAAAGAUGUUGGAAAGACCUUGCCCUUGGCUCAGAAAUACGACGAAGUAAUGUCGCCCUUCAUUGAUUGGCUAUCAGCGACUGAAACGAAACUAGACUUGAUGGAAGGAACUGUUUUGAAACAAGAAAACAUCCAGGAGGCUCUGAAAGAACUGGGAACGAUUCAAGAUGAUGUCAGCACGCGAGCCCGCGAUUACGAAACGAUUCAACAAUGCGGUGAAGUACUUCUCAAUACAGCUCAGGAAGAUAAGAAAGUUGUGGACGCGGAACUUGGAAAUACAGACAAACGUUGGGCAGCGUUGCGGAAAAACAUCCAAAGUGCGGCAGAUCGGCUUGAGAAGCAACAGAAAGUACUUGAAGAUUUCGAGGAGGGAGUGAAUAUCAUGGAUGAAGUGUUUACUCCAUGCGAGGCUGUCCUUGCAGAAAGAAAGCCGUAUGGCUUGAGUGAUGAAGUCGCCAAACGAGAGAUCGUCAAAAUUGACGAGCUGCUUGCUACGAUCGAAGAACGACGACCUGUAGCCGAUAAGAUUCCGAAACUGUACGAAGAUUUGACGAAAGAUGCCGAGGAAACUGAUCCUGAAGCUGUCGCGAUGAAGGAGAACGUGAAUGAUAUUUACACGAAGAAUCAAGAGGUUCCAGAAAAAUUGAAAUCAAUGAAAGAAAAAUUGGAGAAUGAAGCAGGACAUCUUGCAACUUUCAAUGAACUUAUCAGGUAAGGAAAGUGUGGCAUAACACGUUAUAAAUUCACAGAAACAAGAUAAAAUAAUAGACAUGUAUUUGGUUUGAAAGCUUCGGAUUGAUAGGGAUACAACUACCUGAAAAAUACAAUUUCACUAAUCUUAUAUGCUCUACCAUUCCAGGAAACUCGAAUCUACAGUACCCACACAAGCAGAGAAAUUUGAGAAGCAAGCUCCAGUAAGCACAAAACCUGACGUCAUCAAAGAGCAAAUGCGUGAAAACGAGGCUAUUGCCAACGAGGUAGAACAAUGCCGUAAUGAUGUGCAAGACUUGGAGGACUGUGGAAAAUGGCUUGUCGAGAACCUUCCGAGUGAUCCCGGAGUUAUCCGAGAAGUUCACGAGCGUAUUGCGAAAGCACGAGAACCAGUGGACAAAUUGUCUGCGAAAGUAAGUCAGCGUCAAAAUCAACUGGAAACCGCUGCACUUCAAGCACAACAGUUCGCGGACUACUUUGAAGAAUUUAGCCUGAAAAUUGCGAGUGUUGAAGACGAAUUAGCAAGCUUGCUGCCCGUUUCUGGGGUGUACCUGACUUGUUCUGAUCAGUUUGAGGAAGUUGAACGACUGGAGAGAGUUAUCAGUCAACAAGAAGCGAUAGUCGAGAAAGUCAAGAUGGUUGGUCAGAAAGUGCUGGAUAACCUUCCUGAAGGCCCUGAUAAAAAAGAAAUGGCGGGGAAAUUAUCUGAUCUUGAGAAGCGCUGGGAUGAUCUGAACAGCAAAGUGACGGAACGAAAGACAUUAGUAGAAAGUGUUCUACCAGUUUCUAAAGACUUAGACAAAGAAUCAAACAAUUUAUCGGAAUGGUUGACAAACACUGAACACCGCGUAGAAGACUUCACCUUGGAGUCAUUGGACAUUGAUAGCAUCGAACAAAAACUAAAAUCAUUUAAAGAUAUUGUGAAUGAAAUUCGAGCGAAGAAAGCCGUGCUUGAGAACCUUGAGGAAAAGUGUAAAAACCUAACCGAUAUUUGCGAGGCAGAUGAGGAAAUUCUUGAAUCACAAAUGGCUGGGCAGAGGAAACGUUACGAAGCGCUCAGGACGGCAGCCAAGGAGAAACAGGACAGCCUAUCUGAAGUCAAAGAUCUUGUUGAAGAAUUGAAUAAUUGUGCGAAGUCGCUUGAUGGUGUUUUGGAUGAAACUGAAGCGACUCUCAAAGCAGAACGUUGCGUUGGAAUCGACCGACAUGAAGUGUUAUCUUUCCUUGAAAGUAUCGAAAGAUUGAUGGAACAAGUUGCAGAUAGCGAAGAAGACCUCGAGAAAAUGAGAUCAUUUAGUUCAACUAUACUAACCCACGUAGACAAGAAUUCACCUUCGGCUCAAAUGCUUGGAACGCGAUUGAAAAACGCCAUGGAACGGUACUAUAUCGACAAAGACGAACUUGUGGAGUACUUUAUAACGAAACAAAACGACGUCCUUACUGUAGUGAAGCUGUGGAUGAUUUAUGAGACCGUUGAAGAUGGAUUACCGACUUUGGUUGACGAGGUGGAAACACUCUUGCCUGUUAGCGCUAAACCAAGUGUGAUUGCCGUGCAACUACAAGAAACUGAAUCACUUCUUGAAGAUGCUGAAAGAUAUAAAGAAAAAAUUGAGGCCGUCGAAGAUUUUGCGGAGGACGUACAGAAUAUCAACAACAACAAUCCUGAAGUGGUGAAAUUUGUUCAGGAUAAGAUCUCGGACGUGAGAAUUCCGUUAGACAAAGCUACUCGCAAACUAGAGGACCGUCUUAAAAAGCUUCAAGCUGCUUCUAUAAAGGGCAAAGACUACGAAGAUCUAAUGCAACAGUUGCAAGACAAGUUGUCCACUUUGGAAGUUGGUGUGACGACCACACAGCCAAUAUCAGGCGUGUACGAAACAACGAAAGAACAAAAAGACGAUGCUGAUCGAGUUGCGAACUCUCUGAAACAACAAGAACCUGUAUAUGAGAAAAUCAUGGAAAUUGGGCAGGCACUUCUGGGAUCAUCUCCAGAGGAAACGGAUAUUCAACCUUUGAAGGAAGAGCUGAAUGAAUUGACAUCUAAAUGGCAGGAUGUAACGAACAAGGCUAACACUCGUGGAGAGAGUUUGAACAACGCGUUGCCGUUGGCUAAGAGUUACAGCACAGCGCAAGAUGAUUUUGGAAAUUGGUUGAGUGAAGCUGAACGAAAGCUUGAAAGUACAGACGAGAUGCCUUUGGAUGUGGAGAACAUAGAGAAAGUACAGCAACGUCUCACAGAGAUCGCCGAAGAUGUUCAAGCCCACGAAGGAGUGUAUGACGAAUACGUUGCCAUGACAGCAAAGGUGGUUGAUGUGUGUGAGGAUGUCGUUGUCAUAGAAACAGAAGCGAAGGCUGUAGAGCGACGAUGGAAUGAGCUGAAGGGUAAAGUGGAAGUGAAGAAAGCUGAUGCAGAGAGAGUGAAGGAAAUUUUGACGAAACAUCAUCAAGCUUUGGAGAAUAUAGAGAGCGUGAAUGACAAGAUGGCGGAUAUUGUGAACUCUAAAGAUUUGUAUAAACUGGAUGGUGAUAAAUUGAAGGAAACACUGGAGAAAGCAAAGGUAUGAAAUGCAAUUAUUUGGCGGGGGGUAUAUGAUAGGCGUGGCACCCUUACUCCACGAAAGUUAGGUAUAUGUUUAACAUGGAUUUUUCGAUUUUCCAUGCAAAUGCCCUAAAUUAAUGAUGUGACAAUAUCUUUUGUGGAUAAUGUGGCGCCAGGGAAGGUUUGGGAUUGCAUUAAGUUUAGGUUAGGUAUAGGGUUCGUAUUUGGUAAGAAUCAGUGGUUAUGGUUGGAAGUAAAAUAAGAGAAUAGUUUAAUGAAAACCGCAUUUAUAUUGUCGUUGUUAAUAUUGAAAUUGACUAAUUUCUUGUACAGGAGACGUUAGCCGAAGCAAAGAAACACGAACCCGUGGCAGAAGAGCUCACAAAUACAAGCGAGGAACUUCAAAAAGAGCUGGAGACGCGACCCGAAGCAGAACGCCUUGCUAGCGAAACAACAGACGCCACUGACGGUUUUGCCAAAUCUCAGACAGAUCUUGCUGAUCUUAUCAAACGUCUUGAAGAAUAUAGCGAUGUUGCUGAGAAGUUCACGAAAUCUUACGAUGGUCUUGCCGAGUGGCUGCCGACUGUUCAACAGCAAGCUUUGGAACUGAAACCAAUCAGUACCCAGCCCGAUGUUGUUGAAGAACAGAUACACGAAACUGAGGUUAGUGUCCGAGCUGUAAACAUGACGAUAAUUACAAUAACAUUGAUCUAAUCCCGAUCUGUAUUGAACUGCAUCUGAUGUUGAUGGGAAAUUCUGUCUGUGGAAACCCGAGUGUAAUAUCUACAGGUAACCCCAGCUGUUGAUUGACCAAAUGCUCAGCCAGUCAAUAGUCGACUGGUACCUGUUAUCGAAAGUAUAUCGCGAUAUUUUUAAAUGCCAAUUUAAAUAAGACAUCAGUUGGAUUACAUUGGCAUUUUAUAAUGUUUGAAGCAAGUGAAUGAUUUUGUCUUAAAACGAUCGUCCGAAAUAAUUUUGAAAUUUCGUAGACUUUGUUACAUUGAUUUAACUUUAAUCCUAAACAGCCAUACUGACUUUAUUCGAGAGUUCAAUGCACAUCAACUAUUGCAAGAGUGAACUUAAUUGACUUCAGUAGAUGCAACUUGGUUUAAAUUGGAAAGCUAUUAACCUCCAAUCAACUUGUUUUUUAUAAGUUAUCCACAAGACAAGGGUUUGAAGGUUUAUUAUUUCGACAUGCUAUGUAAAACAGUUUAUAUUUUGAUAUGACGUGACACACCUUUUUUUGUAAAUCAAAUUUAAAAUAAUAUUACACGAAAUUAAAACUACUGAAAAUGCACCGAAAUUCGACGAUAUUAACGUAGAUGUAUUCAAGGGUGAAUUGAUUUGUUCGUUAAAUGUUAAAAUGAUGCGUUGUUUACGAUAUGUCGUAUGCUACCUGCUCAAAUCGCUCCACGAAAGACACUAAGGAAAGACGACAUGUUGUCUUAAGGGAAUUUCAUUGCCAUUUGCAAAGAGCACUUCAUAAAAAGGUAAAAGCCGCCUAAGUUGAAAUUCAAGCCUAGUAUUUAAUUACGCGUAUACCUAAGGUCUAUGUAAUAUUGUGUAACCGAAGGCAUUUGUGUGCUAAGUGAAGCGAAGUUGACUGUGUUGACUGCAAACUAUUGGCUAUGUUGUUGUUUAUUUAUUUUGAAGUGGCAACAUGGCGGCUAUGGGAUAAAUAGAAAGUGACUCGUUUAAAAUAAUACUUUUUCAAACACAAAAUAAAUUGAUUUCAUUCUGUGAAGCAAAAUAUAUUUUGUGUCAUUCAGGCAUGAUCCCGUGAUCCAAAUGUUCCAUUGUCUGUUUAUUGUUUUGAAAAUCUCACUGUUCUUCAUGUCAUCCAGUUAUUAUCUAUUGUGCUAGGCUUUGAAAGAUGAAGUGGAGAAGAAGCAAGCAGAAUUAGACUCGCUUGAAAACUCUGGGCAAUGGUUGAUUGAACACAGUGACGAUGACUCCAAGGUCGCUCCAGAUAUACAUACUAAGAUCAGUAAUGUCCGCACUAACUUGGACAAACUGUUAUCCAAGAUCCAAGCGCGUCAGGCUCGCCUUGACAAGGUUUUGUUCGAGAGCCAGGAAUUCAAUGUCGCUUUUGAGACGUUCAUGGAGAAGUUGGUCGCCAUUGAAGAAGCUGUUGCUAAGCAACGUCCUGUCUCGGCUGUCUACGAUACUGUGAAGGAACAAAGCAAAGAUAACAAGGUAUUGUAGAAUAGAGCGAGGUAUACUACACACGUCAAAAUUUCACAACUUGUCAACAAGAUGUGUUCGCAACAGGCUUGUAGCAAGCUUAUCAACAAGUUGUAACAAUGCUGUUAUUUUAUCAAGCUGUUACAAGGUUGUCACUGGAUUGCAGGACGGUAACAAGUUGUUGGAACAACUUGUAACAAGUCUGUUGAGCUCAACAUCCUUGUAGCAAGUUGUCAACAAGCCGUUAGAAACAUCGUUAGUUUCGCUAAGAUGUGAUAUUGUUGUCAUUAUAGGACGUCAAAGACACACUGGAGCAGUACAAACCAAUGUUGGAUAAACUCAUGACAAAUGGCAAAGACAUUUUGGAAGCAGCUGAACCAGGCCCCGACCGCGAGAAGCUUGAACGCAAGCUAUCAGACACAAACGAACGUUGGGAAACAGCUGUGGAAAAAACUCAAACACAAGAAACAAAACUUGACGAAAUCCGGCCCGUUGCCAAAACAUACCACUCUGCAAGUGUGAAGUUUGUGCCAUGGUUAGAAACUACUGAGAAAACCGCAGCUCCUCUGCAGGACGUUACACGUGAUCCACAAGCAGUUGCUAAGCAACAAGAAUUAGUGACCAGGACUUUGAGAGAGAUUCAAGAACACGCGCCUGAGUUCGAGGAGGUGACAGACGAUGCUUCAGCCACACUGGAUCUCGCGCAAGCUGACGAAUACGUGCUCGAAGGGGAAGUACAGGACAUUAAGAAACGCUGGGGUACAUUGGUGGAUCUGUUGAAUACAAAGGAGGAACAACUUGGGAAAUUAAUGGAUACAGCAGAGGUGUAUGAGCAUGCGCAGAAAUCGUGUAAGAAGCCGUUUGAAGAAGUGAGCAAAUUCCUCGAGGAGUGCAAGCCGUCAGGAGUUGACCGAGACCUGGCUGAGAAACAACGUGAAAAUGCGAAGGAGAAAUUGGCUUUGAUGGAGCUGACUGAAGGAGAUGUCAACAAGGUUUGUUAUUGAAGCAUUUGGUGGUAUAGGGUUGUGGUUCGUACUUUUGAUCGAGUACUCCAGUCUGAACUUGUUGUAACUUGUAGUAAAAUUUUAUGUUAAGGUUGAUCGCUCAGGGAAGGAUCUGGUUGAAAUUCUUGGAAAGGACACCACGGAUGGACAAGAAGUCGAGAAAGAGGUCGCGGAAACUGAGAAAACGUUCAAGGAAUUAAAACAAAAGUUACAAGACGUGGUUGAGAAAUGUGAUGAAGAACUUGCUCAAGCCAACGUUUUCCUUGAUGCCGUGUCUGAGCUAGGAGACUGGAUCGAUACCGCUGAAGAUGCUCGCGUGCUUAGAGAACCUGUUGCCAGGCAACCAGAGAGUAUUAGGAAACAACUGAACGAAAUUGAGGUAAUAAAUUAUUUAAGUAAAGUGUAGCCUGCUCGCAGCCCGAAAUUUUGUUUGCUUCAAAUUUUCGGGUGGGGACUACUGAGCAGGCUAGCUAAAGUGAGAUAAUGUAUGAUGUGGAAUGGUGUGUGAUAUGAUAUGAUGUAGUAAACUGGAUUUUUGUUAUUUUUCACAGAAACUCCAGGAUGAAAUUAAAGAUAAGAAAUUCAUUGUAAAGAAUGCAGAGGAUGCUGGUCAAUGGUUGAUCGAGAACUCAGACCAGUCCCCCGAAGUCGUGCGUGAAGUUCAUGAGAAACUCGCGAGUGUGUCCACGCCCCUCGAGACCUUGCAAGCGCGCGUGAAUGAACGCGAAGUGAAGGUACAAAGUGCUUUGAUGCAGACGGAAGAAUUUGAUGUGAUUUUGAACGACUUUGACAACAGCAUGAAGGAAAUAGCUGCUGUGGCAACGAAAGGUAUUUUUCUUCUCAAAGUUUCUCGAAGGUGGACAAACCAGGAAACAAUGUUUUCCUAGCCAGAAAAUAUUGUUUCCACAACAAAAAUGACAUUUGGAAAACAAGUUUUUCAAUUUGUUGAGAAGCUUAUUUACUUCCUGAGAAACAUUAAAGAUGGUAGGAAAUAAACUCAGAAGUUCCAUCUUGAAACUUUGAUAUUUAAGUCGAGCAAGAGGACACAAUAUUGAACAGCGGUAUUUCGAAUUUAUUGCAAAUUCAUUAUCAGACUAAUAUACACGAUGAAUUUGUCUCGUAUUUUAUUUCAUGAAGUCAUCGGCUGGCAACGGAAACAUUAACAUUUUCGCAACAUUCUUUGCAAGAUUGAGCAAACGGGGAAAACAAAGAAACCGUCGAUGAAUGUGUUUAGUCUGCGUAGUACUUAACAUUUGAUUAAUUAUUUUAAAUUCUUUUUUGAAGACGAACCAGUAUCUGCCGUAUACGAUACAGUCAAAGACCAGAAAGUACAAGCAGAGAACUUGAUGGAUGAUGUGGUACAACAGGGAGUACUCUUUGAUAAGCUCAGCAAAUCUGGCGAGAACGUCGUCAACAGCUUGGACGAAGGUGCGGACAAGGACGAGUUGGUUAAACGGUUGGAUGAGUUGAACAAUGAAUGGCAAGAAGUGAAGAAACAGGCAGAGGAGAAGAAGACAAAGAUUGAGAACGUCUACCCGCUGGCUGAGGACUACAAAACGAAGGUGGAUGAUUUUACACCCUGGUUGGAAAAUGUUGAAAGGAAAGUUGGUGACAUUGAACCGGGAACUGUAAGGAAAGCUGAAGCUGGUCAAGAACUUGAAAAAUUGAAGGUUUGUAUUUCCUACAGAUUGGUCUGAUAGCUACUAAAGACCUAGCUCGUCUGAACAGGUCCUGUGUUUGUGUUAGUGGUCCAUUCCGAUAGCCUUAAUCCUAACAAUUUUCAAUAUUUGCUUCAGGAACUCAAGGAAGAUAUACAAGCCCACAAACCUGAGCGUGAUAGCUUGCUUGACUUGGCUAAAGAACUCACCACCGCAGCAGAAAUAGAUCAACCAGUCGUCGAUAAAGAAGCCGAGCAUUUGACGAAACGUUACGAUGAUCUAACGGUCGAUAUCGAAGACAAGGAAGGUCGAUUAAGUCGAGUGAUUGCCAAGUCAGAGAAAUACCAUGCAGCUCUGGCUCCUGUGGAAGAAUUGUUUACGAAAGUUGAACAAGCUGUUAGCAAGAGUUCACCGUUUGGAGCGGAUGUCGAGCAAGCCGAAGGAGAACUGGAAAUAGUGAAGGUAAAAUCAAAUAAACAUGAGUGAUUUUCAUGUUAGUACUAGCGACGUAUUAAGGCAAGGAUAUGGAUUUUGAAACCAGUCCUGAAUAAUGAAAAAGAUGAGAAAACAGUCGAAGAAAAUACUUUUAGUCUCUUUUGCCAGCUUACUGUUAACACUGGCCCGGCGCUUCAAAAUAUUAUUCGAUGUUGUUAAAUUGUCAAGUUUUUAAUUUCAGGCCAUGGUCGAGGAGCUGAACAGCGCUCUCCCAGCUGUGGAGCAAGUCAACACUGACGCAGAUGAUCUCUUAAAUGACAUGCACGAGAAGUCGACAGAGCGAGCCGAUGUUCACGAGAAGGCCCGAGUACUACCACAACGUUUUGCCGAGCUGAGUGCACGCAUUGCGCAACGCCAUGCCAAGGUUCAGGACGAGCUCCAGCAUGGAGCCGCAUUCAGGAAGGCCGUGAAAGAUCUGGAGGACUGGAUACCGGAAGUCAGUGACAAGGUUGAGGCCCAGAAGGGUGUGUCAUCUAACCCGGAUGUUGUUCAAGCCCAGCUUAAAGAAAUGGAGGUAGGAUGCUCAUUCCCCCACAUUGCUGAACUCGCAUUGUUGUUGAAACACAACCUUAAGCCUGGCUUACAUUGGCAAAGUUUCUGUGAUCACAGUAGGAAUUUUGCAUCGGCAAAUUCUAAGUUUUGAAGGAUUUGUAGGAAAUGUUUGAGGGCACAGACUCAGUGUUAAACAGUGUCUCAUUUCCCUCAAACAUUUCUUACAAAACCUUCAAAACUUAGAAUUUACAAUGCUAAAUUCCUACUGUGAUCACAGAGACUUUGAUAGUGUACACCAGACUUGAGUUUAACUGUUUCGUAUUAGUAGAAACAAUGUACAGUACUUGAAGAAAUGUAGCUGAAGUGUGACAUUGUUUUAUUUAAAACUUUUAUUUUGCAUCUCAUUGUUUUAGGAUAUCAAGGCGAAAAUGGAAGAUAAACGUCCAACACUUCAAACGGCGACGGAUGAAUGCGAUUGGUUAGUGAAUGCUUGCAAAGAUGAACCAAUGAAAGGGCUGGAAACUCGCGCCAAACUCGAAGCAGUUAAGAAACCUUACGACGAGUUGUACGCUCGUGUGUGUAAUCGAUGUGGCAAACUGCAAAGCGCUCAGAUGCGAAGCCAAGAAUUUGAUGUUUCCUUCAAAGAUUUCCUGAACGGUUUGAAAGAAUUGGAGGAGAUUAGCGCUGAGAUUGAACAACCUUCAGCUGUGCAUGAGACGACGAAACAACAGAAACAGGCUUUAGAGGUACGAGACUAUUGGUUUAGUUUUACACCAUACAGAACAACAAAUAAUGGUGCUCAAUUUUAGAACUGUUGUCACUUGCAGAAACAGGCAGCUUAAAUUAUAUUUCUCAAUUCUGAUAAAUGCCGGUUGACCACCAUCUAAUGCACGUUAGUUCUUCAAUAGUGAACCGGAGGAAAAUCUGUAUUUCUCAAUUGAUUUAUUUAGGCGCUGCAAGAGAAGAUCCAACAACGCGAGCCAGUAUAUGAUCAGUUAAUGAAAACAAGCGAGCAGUUCCUAGAGACUACAGAGCCUGGGGACGAACGAGAAGAAUUGAAGUCGAAAAUUGAUGAUCUGACUAAACGAUGGGAAACUGUGAAGGAGAAAACUACAGAGAACUUGGCUGCAAUUGAUGAGGUUUUACCGCUGGCCAAGGUGUUCAGAGAAACAACUGACGUUUUCACUGAUUGGUUGAAAUCUGCUGAACGUAAAGUGGAAACAUUUGAAGCUUUGGUUGGCGAGCAAGCGUGCGUUGUAAGACAGAAUGAAAGCGCAGCGCAGAUAAACGAUGAAAUUCUGAGUCAUAAACCAGAGUUCACUACGCUUGAGGAUGCUGGGAAAGACGUCACGGGAUUGGCUAAAAAGGACAAUGACAAAGUCAAAGACGAGUUUAAUGACGUGGCUGAACGUUGGGAGAAGUUGCAGGUUGAUCUGAGUGAAAUUACAGCGAGAUUGAGUGCAGUGAAUACCUUGCUUGGAGAGUUCAACAAGAGACUGGAACCUAUUGUGGAAGUGAUUGAUAAAUGUGAAGAUAAUCUGAAGUCUGUAGAUCCCUUGGGAGUUGAUGUGGACAAAAAUAAAGUGGAAAUUCAGAAAGUACAGGUACGAUGUAUGUUAUUUGUGCAGUUCUGAAACGCAACAAUUAUAAUAACUCAUCUUUUAAUAUAUAUUUAGCUCACUCACUAUAACUUGUUGUGUCCCUCCAUACUUGCGUAUUGCAGGAAUUGAAUUCCCAUUCCAGAGUUGAAAUGGAAAUGCGCUAAUAAGAAACUAAAAUCAAUGUUUAUCUUUGUAGGAUCUUCUAGCGGAAGUGAAAAAUAUCGAAACAGAUAUGGGAGACUUGGACGUUAUUGGCGGGAACACGAUUGCUAAGGUCGACUCCUUCAAUGGCGACAGCAGUCCAGUGAAUAAAACGCUAGAAGAUACCAAGACUAGAUACGGAGCGUUGACCGCUGACCUCGAGGAAUUGGUGGAAAAACAGAAAGCGGACUCAGAUAAAGCGAACGAGUUUGACGAGGAGAUUAUUGUGAUUGAGAAAUGGGUUAUUAUGAUAUUUGAGGUCGUAAAGAACUGGGACGAUAAGGGCACUGGGACUGAACCUGAUGAAAUUAAGAAACAAUUACGUGAGGCUGAGGUGAGAACUUACUUUGUUUUGGUAUUUGUAUUGACAUAUGACCGUUGACGUUGCUUUUUAGUCUUUUAUAUUUGAGAAAUGAUAAUAUAUUUUUAUUACCCAACCCUUGUUUUGUUUUUCAUUACCCAACCUUUUACUCGCUCAACAUUUUGUUUACCCAACCCUUUCCUCUUCGGUGCCACUCCUCGCCAUAAAUAAUGACCGCUCCCUAAUGAAACCCAGUUACAAACUGAUAAUGCUCAAUGUUGUUUGUUAUACAGAAUGUGAAAGAGGAUGUUGCCAAGCGUGACAAGGAUGUAGAGUACGUGGAAAAACUGGGACAGAGUCUCGCAGAGAACAGCCAUGAUCCCGAAACGACGAGGAAAGUAAAUGAAAAAAUAAAGAAAGUGAAAGAACCGGUGAAUGAGAUCAGACUGAAAGUGAAUGAACGUUGUGAAAACCUGGAGAGCGCUCUGACAGAGAGUCAAGGAUUCCAUGACAAUCUUGACGAGUUCUUACGAUGGUUAACGACGACGGAACGAACGCUGGCGAAGGAAGCUCCGAUCUCUGGCAAUCCUGAGGAGUGUACGACACAACAGAAAGAUGUUCAGGUAAGGUUUUUUUGGCUUCUACACGAAAAUUUUUUGGCUUGCACACGAAAAUUGACUCAGUUUUUGAACGUUUUUAACCGUGGUAUCAUGGCAACGAUAUUUUUUUAUGAAUGAGUUUGAGAAUUUUUUUAUCGAAUAAAUCGUAACGAAUCAUUCUUAUUUUGUAGGAUCUUCACCAAGACAUUCUUGACCAUGAACCAGCUUACCAAGAUAUCCAAACCAAGUCCCAUGAAUUGAGCGAGAAAGCCGCUGGCCCAGACAAACAAGAGCUGGAUGAAAAGAUCACUGACAUCAGCAAACGAUGGGAAGGCAUCAUGGGUAAAGUGACGAAACGUCUGGCAAUCUUGGAAGAAGUAGUUGUGUCUUCUGUGCAGUACACUGAGGCUUGGGAGCAAGUGAAACUUUCGCUUGACUCGAUGGAAGAAAAGGUGAAGAUCAUCAAGGAUGUUUCGUCCGAUCCUGAAGUUAUGAACAAACAAGAUGACACUGCUAAGGUACGUUUUACUCUUCCUGUAUUAAAACUGGACCUCUAGGAAGAACAGUUUAGAACUGAUAGAACUAUAAAGUUAGUUUAGUUUAGGUUUCCUCCUGUAGUAACAAUGGAUCAAUAAGAGAUGACCCUUACUGGACCUCUAGGUAGAACAAUUUACAACUGGUAGAGCUAUCCAGUGUAAAUAAAGUUAGUUUAGUUUAGGUUUCCUCCUGUAGUAACACUGGAUCAAUAAGAGAUGACCCUUACUGGACCUCUAGGUAGAACAGUUUACAACUGGUAGAGCUAUCCAGUGUAAAUAAAGUUAGUUUAGUUUAGGUUUCCUCCUGUAGUAACACUGCAUCAAUAAGAGAUGACCCUUACUGGACCUCUAGGUAGAACAUUUUAGAACUGAUAGAGCUAUCCAGUAUAAAUAAAGUUAGUUUAGUUUAGGUUUCCUCUUGUAGUAACACUUGAUCAAUGAGAGAUAUCCUUACUGGACCUCUAGGAAGAACAGUUUAGAACUGGUAGAGCUAUCCAGUAUAAAUAAAGUUAGUUUAGUUUAGGUGAGUCACAAGGAACUUGUCUCUUAUUUUUUAUAAGAGACUUAAUCACUUACAAAAGUCGUGACAAUUUUUCUUUGACUACAGGCUCUUGAAAAGGAAAAAGUCGAAUGCCAACCAGUUAUUGAACAGCUAGUAUCAUCCAGCAAACCAUUGGUUGAACACUGUCAAGCUGACGUGGGUUCCAUUGAAAAUGAUGUCAGUGACGUACAUGAACGAUGGGAUGCUAUAUGUAGUGUAUUACAUGAAGUACAGGACAAGAUUCCUAAAAUGAAAGAAGCUGUUCCAGUCUACGAGGAGAAGGUGAAGCCGCUAGAACAAUGUCUCGUGGAAGCAAAUAACGUUUUGGCUGAGGUGGAACCAUUUGGACUUGAUACAAACAAGGGAAAUGAACAAUUGAAUAAACUAAAGGUUCGUCACAUUUUAUACAUAAACUAGCCUUUGCUCCUGGAGGCCAUGCAUACUAGCCACUAAGCUACAAGUACUCCUAUGCUUAUAUUUUUUACCAUUCAUAAACCUCUUAUAGAAUAGAAAAUAAACAUUGCAAUUCUCUUUCUAGAAUGCCCGAGAGGCCUUACAAGAAAAGGAAGACAAUCUAUUACCAACUGUCAACGACAAGGGAGACGAAAUUUUAAUCAUUGAUAACAAUCCUGAAAAUGUAUCACGUGUCAACGAUCGUUACUCUGAUCUCAAAGAUCGCACUUCAGACACACUGAGGAAACUGGAUGAUGCUCUUGGACACCUGGAGAAGAACCUGGACACGACACAGAAGUUUAUCAAUGGUAGAGAUGAGUUGGAGACAGAACUUGGCGCCAUCCGUGAUAAGGUGGAAGCUUUGGGACCUGCAGCAAAGGACAGCGAGAAAAUUAAAGAACAUUUGACUGAGUUGGAAGUAAGUUCAUGACUAGCUGUUGUUGUUGUUUUGUGUUGUGCUGUAUUGUGUUGUGUUGUUUUCGUACUAUUUAAAGCACGCGUACGAGUGUUUUAUCACAUAUAAAACACGACGCGUAGCGGAGUGUUUUAUAUGUGAUAAAACACGACUACAAGUGCUUUAAAUGGUUUCAAAAACGACUCAUCUUAUACGAGUUUAUUGGCGAAGUAAUUUUUAAAAUAAACUUUGUCUAAACCGAGAAAAUCAAAGCUAAAGUUUAUGUAAAUUAACAUGAUUUUUUAUCACAUAUAAAACCACGACACGCUUAUGAUUUUUCUUUGUGUUUUCCUCCUGAAUUAUUAAUGAGUUUUUGAAAUCUUGUUUAAUCUGCUACUACAAGUUUUAUCGCCACCAAAAAUGUCCUCGCCCGGGUGCUGGCCCAAAUCAUAGUUUGUCAAGAUAUGAUGGUCUGGAAACUCACGGACACGGUGAUUGAGCUCGUUUUAUUUUGGUAUAAUGCAUGAAAGUAUCAUCCAAUAGGGAUAGCUGAGAUGAAACGUGCAACCACGAUAAGUUGAGGCAAAGGAUUUGUGCACGGUGAGGCACAGUUCAAUAAAGGCAUUCUAUUUUGUAGAUUUGAAGUUUGCCAAGCUUCCAGGCUAUCGUAUCUUGACAGACUAUGUCCGAAUUUAGUUGUUAAAAAACGUCAUCAAUAAUCAUUUUGAGAUUCAAGAUGAACCGCAUGUAAAUUUGUUAUCAAAGAACCAAUCAUGAACACACACACACUGUUUGCACAUCUGCAAAAUGUUUGCAUUAAAACUUAGCAAAAUAUUUUUUCACAUUAAAUGAUGAAGAGAAGAACUCGAGCAGUUUCCGACAAGUGAUUAAUGGAAACUUUAGAAGCGGUCAGGAUAGCGCACGAAGGGAGGUGGGGGGGGGGGUGACUUUUAGAGAUGUACGUUUGUUUUCCCGAUCAAUUGAAUAGGAAAGCUCUCAGAUCAUGUACACGUGGCCGUAUAUCUAGAUCUGUGGGAUAAGAGCGAAAGGGAGAUAUAGCAGAAAAUAUGAAAAGGGUAGAAACCACAAAUUUAAAAAAAGUAAAAGUCCGGAAAGACAGUGUUGACAUUUCUGUCGCAAUUGAUAUUCCGGGCGGAAAAUGAAGGCACCUUAAGAAUAUGAUAGCCCAGAAAACUAUUUUAAAAAGAGCCAUAAAAAAUGUAAGAUAUAAAAUUUAUCCGAGCAAAAAGCAUUUAACUCCCCCCUUGAAAUAGGCACGUAACAUGGUUUUCAACUGAAGCAUUUUAAAAGCUAGUGAUAAAAUGUUUUUGCACAGAUGGACUAACCCUUGAUCUGCAGCAUCUACUCUCAAAAACAACGGCUAUAAUAAUUAAUUCUACAUAUAUUCGUUAUUGCAAUAUGAAUAGAAAUUAAGCGCUGAAAUAACAGUCAUACACAAGUGUCAAAUACAGCUGACAUGCUUUUCCCUAUUGUUCUUCAAUUUUCCGAGUUAUUCUAGACCUAUUUUCAAUGCAUUCUGUUGCACACGAAAUUGUAAAGGGGGGUGAGGCGGCAGAAAUUUCUAGUUCUGCAUCAAUUCCGUAGGACAGCAUGUCAGCAACAAAUAUGAAGGAGAGAUAACAAACAUCACAUGGGCUCUCUCAUAACUACUGUUUUAUGGAGUUUACGGGGACGUAGAAGACCAAGAAAUGCAAGACAGCGAGUGAAUGUAAGAUUUGGGGGAUUUCUUAGUGUAUUUAUCGUAUAUUAAAAGCUUUGCUCCUGCAUGUACUUUACAUUAAAUUACUGUAUAAUAUAUCUCGUUGUUGUGAUGCAUUGUAUUACGUGUGUGGAAAUAUAUUGAUUAUUAGACCAAAGGCUUGCAAAGUAACGAUAUAUUACAGCCGACUCAAUACUCGACAUAGUAUACAUAACUCUGAGUUUUGGCUUCUUUGAAGGCGUAAAUUUAUUCAUAUCCUUUGUUUUCAAUUGAAGGCAUCACUGAUCACGAGAGCUUAUGUUUUAUAAACACUGCCUGUAUGUGAUCUGAUUUUUUAUACAAUUCUAUUUCUGGUAUAUACAUGAUUUAGUGGAAAGAACUGUAAAAUUUGCGGCAUUUUAAUAGGUCGUGAAAUGAGAAGCCUUCGACUAUAGUUCUUAUAUUGUAUAGUGUGGUUGAAUCAAAUAUAUAUAUAUAUAUACUUAGGCAGUUAUCGUCUCAACCGCGUUUCAACCCUAGGUGGGCAAUAUAAAGAGGUCAAAUUAUUAUGACUCUACUGCUAGUAAAGUAUAUGACAAACAUUGAUUUUCAAAACUUAUUUUCUAGCGCGAAAUAUGAGUUCAUACCUUCGUGGUCAUAGCAAUAUAAUAUCAGUGAAAAUAUUUACAUAAUUUGUAAUAUGAAGCUAUAAAAGCAUCGCAACUACUUGUGAUGAAACAUUCAAAUUUCUAUCACAAAUAAAAUGUGAUUGGAACUAUAUAAUAUAUAUUUAUAUAAGGUUAGCGCAAAAGAUCGAUGUCCGUGCGCGCGUAUGCGGAACAGAAGGACAAAUUGGCAACAAGUGCUAUCUGCGCUAUUAAACAUAUCAAUUGCAUGAAACGGCGGUAUACUCGCAUUUCGUCACACGAACUAAGAGUCUUUUUGUUUUGUUUGUAUUUUGCACUUGCGUGCGUAAUAACGUUUGGUCAAGUGCCAGGGCACGUAUAAGCUUACAUCUAAGACAGAUUAAGCUUUACAGCUUACACCUAAAUCUACACGCCUGACACGCAUAGUCAUAAUUCUAAAUAUCAUUUACAUUUUCAAACCAAAUGUGAAAGCAAAACCUAAUACAGCUGCUUAAUCUGUCUUAUCUUGUGUUCUUUGUCACCGCUAACCGCUUGCAAACCGCGACGUUUGCGCUUUUAGUUCAAAUUUCAAAAGUCACUCGAAAUCAUAUAAAUAGCCUAUUUUAUAUAUUUGUUUAGACUAACCAUUGUAGCUACGGGGGUCUACACAUUACACUACCAAUGUUUAAUACAAAACAAAACUGUCCGACCAUAGAAAAUAUUUUUGAAACAUAAUUUAAGAAAAUGUAUUCGUCUUUACAGGUUUUGUUGACAUACUUUUAAUAUGUUAUGCUCACCGCAAUAAAUGUGAAUAUUAAUAAUAGUACAUUUUCCUAUAUUUUUUAAAAUUGGGUCAAUUUGGUUCGUGACCCCUUUUGAAUCUACCCUAACAAAGCACACAACACAAGAGACAAUUUGAAUGAGCGCUUUUUAUUGCUUUGUCUAUCUUGUUUACAGAUUCAAGCUGAGAGCAGCUUUAGAAAUAUUAAAGUUAUUACAGUUUCUUUAAAUAGAAUAAUUUUUGAAUUCUGGGCGAAUCUAUGACUAUAUUAACGUAAUCCAGAAACGAAAUAAUUUGAAUAGUUUGGAAUUCAACGAAGCUUUAAUCUAUAAUUGAAAAAUGAUUUUGUAAUGAUCGCAUUCUUGAGACGCCGACAUUUGAAUAUUGUAUCUGGGCAACUGAAAUUAAUUUUAAUGGCUGUAAUCGUCUAGGAUUUUGUUGUCUAGUUUAUGUUUAACUUCUAAAUCUCUGCCAGGAAACAUGUGACUGUACCAUUAUGAUGUCAACAAUUGCGAAAUGUGGACUCUGUCGUUCAUAUAGGUAGUCUUUUACUGCCCAUAGCAUCGCCGUGUUCAAGUGGGCGCCAGUCAAACUCAUGGAUUAUUCGUCAAGUAUUGCACGCACAUUUGCAUAAUUUUGUAUUCUUCGGCCUUUUACGGUCUUGGCAUAACUGGUCUUCGUAUUUAUAUACUAGACACAAAGCAACUUGAAGCAGCUAUACUAUAUUGGUACAUAGAGAUUUACCAAGUCCAUCAAGAUUUUUAAGAAGUUUAGAUUCACGCAAAAUUGGCAACAUACGUGAUAUACUUUUAAAUGAUGGAAAUUUCAAAGUGUGUGUUCAAACAAAAAGACGAUAUUCAUCUCUCAAAUGGCUCGAGAUUAAUGACGGUAGAAUUCUCACAUCACUCAUGUGAGGACGAAGUAAAUGGACAUCAUUACAUCACUCAGAAGUCGGUGCCUAUUCAGCGUCCGAAAUUUGGCCCAUUUACUUUAACUCUAAUCCCUAAGGAGGUAUAUAGUCUAUACAUAAGUUGUAUGGGAAGUAAAAGUCUACUUCAUUUUGAACUUCAUCACGUAACAUUAAACUGUUUCGAUUGCCAAGCGGAAACCGUGUGAUUAUAAGCGAAUAUUUGUUUUUUCCGAGUGACUCUCAUGAAUGAUUUAUCUGAGGCGCCAAGAGUAUAUAUCACUCUUUUAAGUAUUUAUCAUCUCAUUUUUCUCGGGGAAUAAAAUGUGGUUCCAUUAAGUAAAUAUUGCAUAAUAUUGUUUGAAAUAUUCCUUUCAAAUCUAAUAUCCAUGCAAUACGCAUGCCCAUUCGUGUUUAGUCUGUGUUUAAUUAUUAGUUAAAAUUUAACGAUAUCAGUUUUGACACGUAUUAUUUUUGUGAUAAAAUUUUAUUUGCUAAAAUGCACCACUUGCAAAGCGAUUUUAUUUGAUAAUGUAGUGCAUUUAUUGUAAAAAGAUUGUGUGCAAAUUUACUGUAAUAUUUUAAAUAAUCUGUAGUACGGUGUUUAGAAUUGAAAAGAUUAGUGAAAUUCUUGGUCAGGGCUCCAUGCAAUUCUAGCAAAUGCGAUCUACGCUUGUCAUUUUGCAACGUCAGCAUGCUAUUGAGAUAUUGUUAUUGUUAUAUAUUAUUGUUUGUACAAUAAUAAUUUGAUGUUUUUUAACUACAUUUAUUGAAAACUACAUUGGCAGCCUUAUCUUGAAUUGCUUUGUGGUUUUGAUGAUAAGCGCCCCCAUUUUACCGAAUUAGGUUACAAUAUAGUCUUUACAAUGGCAAGAUAAUUGUCUAUAAGUUUCUUUCUCUAUGCUGUUAAAUUUGCUUGUGCAUUUAAUGCUGCUAACAGGUGGCAACAGGUAAUAAACGCUAUGUCUGUCCGGGGAAGAUCUCGUGGACGGCGAUCUUAGUUGUCAGCUAAAAUUAAAGCCAUUUAUCAGCUGUCAGUUAAGAUAUUUCUUAGUUGUCAAUCAAAAAUACAGACAAAUGUCAGUUGUGACUUAUCACAAUUCAAACCCAUACAAAAUGUACAAUAUAAACGCUAGUUCAAUUUGACGUAGCCCAAAAGUAAUUAAGUGCCCAAUAUUAAUUUUUUCUGUCGUUUAAUCAGGAACAACAAGCAAAGCUUGCCAAUUUGAAAUACGUUCUUCAAGAAACGACCGAUGCAAGCAACGAUCUUCUCGAACAGACGCCUGUGGACGACAAUGCAAAUACGGAGAUCCCCGAACAGGUGACGAAAGUCAACGAUCUUUACGCGGAAGUUAACGAUCUCCUCGAUGGAGCAUUGACAGCCGAGAAAGAAAAUUUAGCAAAACAUGGAGAGUUUGAAACUCUGUUGGAUAGCUUUGCAGACAAGGUGGAUUCCUUGGAAAAACGCUUGGAGGAUGUCAAACCUUUGUCGACGAAACUACCAGAGCUUAAAGCUGAGCAAGAAGAACUUACGGUUAGUCCAGACUUCGUUAUUGUAUAUUGAGAUCUGCCUGUCACGACACGAGUACGAUUUCUGCAAUAUGUAGUUUUCAGAUUUGCCUCGGUCGCAUGUGAGAAGCGUGCUUCCAGUUUGACUCGAAACGUCGAAUUUCUCCUUGUUUUCUUCGGGUCCAAACUACUUGGAAAAGACAAAAACAAACAAUUGGAACAAGUAGUAAAACUUAACGUUUUUGCUGCCUUUAGAUAAUUCAAGAAGAAGUUCUCCAACAAGAAGCAUCAUGUGAUCAACUGCUUGAGGUGAGUGAGAAGAUGGCGGAGGAAAGCCCUGGGGACGAAACUGAAGCGAUGAAACAGAAAGUACAAGAUACGACGAAGAGGUGGCGAGUUCUACUGCAAGUUAUCACGAGACGUGUUGAGAUUAUUGAAGAAGUUGUGACUCUGAGCGAACAAUUUGAGGAGGAAAUUGAGAUUGUUGUCACGUUCAUUACCAUCACAGUGAAGACGUUGCGUGAUCUGAGGCCUGUCUCGUACGACCAGGAACCCAUUGAGAAGGAACAGGAAAAAUUGAAGGUAGGAUCAGUUGGACCCAUGUUUAUUGCACACUGAUGAGCCGUCUGGAAGAAGUUUGGGCAAAGAAGGGGUAGUUGCUGAAUGGAAAACGGGUUCAAGGAAUUUUAAAAUGACAUCAUUCUUUUUUAACAUAUUUUUAUUUCUCGUUCUAGGCUCUUGAAGCUGAAAUUGCAGAGAAACAACCAAUUCAGGAAUCAGUGACUGCUACCUCGGCUAAACUCGCUGAACUUUGUGAAGCUGAUGUUGAUGAAAUGAUGGCUAGAGUGGAUGAAAUGAAUAAAAACUGGGAAGAAAUGAAUGGAGAGAAAGUAAACAAGGAUGAAGAACUACAAAAGACGAUGAAUGAUCUCUCAGAAUACGAGAAACAAGCCAAUGCUGUUCAAGAAAAGAUAAACAAGACUGAGAAAGCUUUGCCCACUGAAAGUGCGCUUGUUUUAGACCUACCUCAAAUGCGAAACAAUCUUGCGAAUAUCAAAAACGCUGCAGAGCAAUUAGAAGCUGUGAAACCUCAACUGGACAGCACUGUGGCGUAUGGAAAUGAGUUAGUAACACAAGACCCUGAGAUUGAUGGAUCAAAUGUGAAAAGGCGGAAUGAAGAGCUGGCCGAAUUGUACAACAAUGUUGACGAGAAAGUUCAGGAAGAAGCGAAGAAGAUGCAAGAUUUAGUAGAUAAAAUGGAACAAUACUCCAAGUCUUCGAAAGAGCUGAGGAAAGAUCUGGCUCACAUUCACGAUGAGGUCGAGGCAAAUAAACCUGGUCAGUUGGACAUGGAGAGUCUGAAAGAAAAAGAUGACAAUGUUAAGGUCGGUCAUCGUUUUGUAUUAGUGAGGUUCAGAUUUGUCUUCCACUACCUCUCAGUUAUGAUAUUUUCUACAUGGCUUUCUGACCCUCUCUAUUUUGACAUUUUCUUCUACUGUGUAUAGAUCGUAUAUUGUUCUCCUAAACUCCUUACCUUAACGUUUCUUUCUUUGUUUUGAUGUUCAUAUGCUUUUGUCAUCUGCAAUUUUUAUGCAGAUAUUUUGCAGAUAUGUUGACAGAUAAUCAGCAUAUCUGCAACUUUUAUGCAGAUAUUGUAGACCUUGUUGCAGUUAUGCCUUGUGUUUAUGCUUAUAUUGCGUCGUAGUGAGGACAGUACAUAAUAAAUCAAUACGUUUGAUCCCUCUUAAGCUCAUGCUCAUGCUUGAGUAGUAGUGUGGAGCAGGCUUUAGAAACGAAUAAAAUAUUUUCUCGCUUCAGAAACUGAAAGAACAUGUCAACGACACGGCGCAGUUACAUGACGCCUUCAAUAAAGACGGACAACAAUUAAUCGGAGCAGGCCUGGGAAGUGAUCCCGCCUUGAUGAAAGAAAUAUCAACAGUCAGCAAAGAGUAUCAUGACGUCACUGGAAGUGUAGAUACACUGCAGGCUCAACUUGACGACGUCGUGGCGGAAGUGGCGAAGUUCGAAGCGGAACAUGACGUCAUUGAUAAAGAUUUGAAAUCGUUGGAAGAGAAAGCUGAGGGAAUUAAUGCCAAGGCAGUCGGUGGUGAACCUGACGAGAUUAAUAAACAGUUGGAAGAAGUGAAGGUAAGAUGAAACACAAUUUUUCUUCAAACGACAUUUGAUAUUCAAUAUGAGCCGUGUCGUGGUUUGUGCCUGAACAAAUCGAAAAAGUUAAAACUUCUUCGUCGUUACGAACGACGGCUCUUCGUUAAGAGGUUACUGCGUAGCUCAGAACAUCAACGUAGUCUUCUUGAGCGGUUCAUAAUCUCUCAACUAGUCGCAAAUUUAGAAGUUAGUUACCGACGUGGUUACCUCUCGAUUAGAGAUGUCUCUCAUUAACACCUAGAACCCUGCUUCACACCGAAGUAGGCCUUAGUUUAUGGUUUAACUUAUGAUUGAUUUGAAUAAUAAUUUCUAGGCUUGUCAAAAUGAUGUCGCCAAAAUUCAAGAAAGCAUCCAGUCUUUACAGGACUUAAAAUACGGCCUUACUGCGAGAUACCGGGAUUCUGAUGCUACUCCGCUGGACAAAAUCAUCGAGGACCUAAACCACCGUCUGAUGGCGAUCAGCCACAGUCUGGUGGAGAGACAAUCUAAGUUAGAUCAAGCUCUGCUUCAAUCCGGGAAAUUCAAGGAGACUGCAGAUUCGCUUCUUGAUUGGUUGUCUGAAACACGUGACUUGUUUGAAUCCCAAGGACCUGUGUCUGCUGCUGACCCGAAUCUCUUGAAGGCUCAAAUGAAAGAGAAUCAGGUAUGAAUAGGAUUUAAUGUUCUUUGGGAGCAGAUUUUUUUGUAUGUUACGUAACACGCGCUCAAAACUAAUGCGUAUAAUAUACCACUUGAGGUUAUGACUAAAUUCAAAAUUUUUAUUUUUCGAUACGUUUCUCAAUUGGCAAACAAACUUAAAAAGUAUGUUUAGUGCUUUAUCUGUAAAAUAAUGCUAAAAUGAAGAGAUUUUAGAUGAUACGCCAAAGAGAAAAUGAUGUCUGAAGUUCAGUAAGUUUUGCUUAUAUGACUGUAAAUAUGGGGUCAAUUUUAAAGCAACAUCGAUAAUUGUAUUUUAAUUGACAAUUUUUAACUAUUAUUUUAUGUUUCUCAACCGGCAGAUGCAUUUAAAAAGGUAGCUAACUGUAUAAACUAGAGAAUAAAGCUAAAGCAAAGUAAUUUUGAGAGGAACGCCAAAAAGAUUUUUAGGUUUUGAACACUUUUAAUUGUAAAUACGUGACAUUGAAAAAAAUUGCCUCUUAAGACUACAUAUACACUAUACUGGAUAGAUUUCCGUAGCGGCGCGAAAAAGCACCUAUCCGAUACGGAAUGUACAACUUUCAGAAGCUGAACGAGACAACAUCUCUCCGUUGCAAUAAUUCCUCUGAAAAUAGCGUUCCUGAAAGGUUCGGAUAGGUAUUUUUUUCACGUCGCUACCGAAACCUAUCCGGUACAGUGUCAACACUAUUUCUGCUCGAAUAUUCAUCUUAUUUUUUUCGCUUUCUUUCAGUUACUUGUGCGUAUGAUCAAAGAACGUGAAAGCACUCUGAAGUCAGUACAAGCGACCGCUGAUGAGCUCCUAAAGACUGCAGAGCCGGACAAGAAACAGGAAAUCGAAGAACAAAUGGCCGACAUUAACAGCCAAUGGGAAGAGCUGACAGGUCUUGUUGGAAAACGUGGCGACCAAUUACAAGAGGUCUUAGAAAUCUCUCAAAAAUUCUCAAAUCUCAACAAAGAACUCACCGAUUCUCUUAGAAAAAUUGACAAGAAAGCCAAAGCUGAGAAAUUCUCGGAGGUUAAAGCGAAACCAGAAGAAAUUAAAGAACAAAUUGACGAAUUUGGGGAGAUAGUUGAGGAGUUCAAUGCCUGUGAACCAAAGUUGGUGGAAUUAGAGGCCCUGAGCGAGACACUGAUAGGCUAUGCGACAGAAGAGGAUGCUGGGAUCAUUGAGGAGAAAGUGGAGGAUGUAAAAGAGCGAUAUUGGAAUGUUGAGAAGCGAGUGAAGAAUAUCGAAGGGAAGCAGAACGAGGCUUUGAAACUGGCUGAGAAAUUUAAUGCGGAGAAAGUUUUGUUUGAAGAAUGGUUUGAGGUGACGGAGACCGCUAUGGAUGAAGUGGAUGGAAGUGAGGAUAACGAAGUUAAACAACAGAAACUGAAGGUACAGUUCAUUCUCCAGAAUUUGUCUUGUUAGGAUAUUGUGCUACGGUCAUUGAAUUCCUGCAAUUUCAGUUGUCUUAAAGUUUUGUAAUUUCUAAGUCUUGAAGGAUUGAUAAGAAAUGUUUGAGGGAACUGACUUAGUGUUAAACAGUGAAUCAGUUCCUUCAAAUAUGUUUUAUAAAUCCUUCAAAACUUAGAAUUUACCUAUGCGAAAUUCCUACUGUGAUCACAGACUUUGAUACUGGUAAACCAGCCAUAAUUUCACCUCAAGUCAUAUAAGAAACACGUCCAGUUUGACUCUACCAAAAAAUCCAGUUUAUCAUGGUACCCUCUUAUGCAAUAAUUUUCUCAACUUGUUCUCGUUCAGGCUGUACAACAGUCAGUACAAAACAAGGAACCGGACUUGACGAAAUUCCAGGUCAUUGGUUCUAAACUCUCCAAGACGGUCUCAGACGAAUACAUUGUAAUUAUUGAAGAGAUAGUGCAAAUCAUUGAAAUUCGUUGGAAGAAAUUGAAAUCAAGAGUCGAGAUUGUCGCGAAAGAUCUCUUCACUGGCAAAGAGGAACUGGGGAAAUUCAAAACCAACAUGGACAGUGUUGAAGAAUGGUUAGCUGCCACUGAAACCAAACUGUCAAAUCUUGAAGCACCUUCAUCUAAACCCGAUAAAGUUAAGAAACAGAUUAAAGAAUUAACUGUAAGUGACUUAUUCACAUUUUCAAGUUUUGUUUAUUCCAUUGCGAUAUGGUGUUGGCUGUUAAAAUUUCGUCUCUGUCGCAUGUGAGAAGAGUGCUUCUAGUUUGACUUUUACCAAACACCACAGGUUUUUUUAAGGUACUCCCGUUUCAUUCUGUAGUAACACUGGACUAGCUGCGCUUUACUGAACCUCAUUUAUGCUUCUUAUUUCAGCCAAUUACCAACGACAUUGCAGUGCAUGCUGGUACGGUUAAUCAAGUUCUGGACAGCGGUCAGACACUCCUGAUAGCACUGGGUGAAGACGAAGGAGCUGACGUGAAGGCGAAACUGGACCACAUCAGAACGAGGUUCGCGAACAUCAACGAUCAAGCUUCAACGAGACAGGCGCAGUUGGUAGAACUGUUAUUGCUGACUCAGCAAUAUUUACAUAUCGUGCACGAGGUGUCCACGAGACUGCGACGAGCCGAGGAGAACGUGGCGAAAUUGGAGGAUGAUAAGGGACAUGCGGCUGAAGUGGAACAGGAAAGGAUUAAGGUGAGUAUUUGGAGUUAUUUAAUUAUUUUAAUUAUUUUAAGAUCUUGGGGAGAGGUCCGACCAAGGAUUGAACCCAGCUUGAAAGGCAAGCGUGAUGACCACGACAACACAAAAGCUGAUUAAACACCUUCACUUCUUUAUUUCAGGCGAUUCAAGAAAGUAUCACCGUGCUGGCGCCAUUAAUGUCAAACUACGCAGACACACAUAACGACCUUGCCAAACACUGCAGCGCUGACGAAGUAGCCGAAGCCGCGAAGGAACUGGAACGAAGUAAGGAAAGAUACCAGGCCCUUAGAGCUGAGAUUGAGAAGCGCGGAAUACAAGUUGGAAUGACGUUACAACAAGAGGAACAGCUGCAGAUCAUGCUGGAGGAAUUGAUAUUACAUCUGGAGAAACGCAAGGAAGAACUACAUAACUUGGAACCCGUUGGAAUACACAGUGAUGUUGUCCGGGAACAAUUACACGCACACGAGGUUAGUAGAGGUUUUAAUUUUUUUGUGUUUGUGGAUUGCAAAUACACGAUGUCAGUACAUGUAUGUUGCUCCAACAGUUAGUGAAUGUACCUUUCAUUUCUUCGACUGAAGUGGCUGGGUCCAUGGGAUGUUUCUUACUGGACUUUGAAGGAGGACAGUUUAGAACUGAUAGAGCUAUCCAGUAUAAAUAAAGUUAGUUUAGUUUAGGUUUCCUCCUGUAGUAACAGUGGAACAAUAAGAGACGAUCCUUACUGGAUUCAAGAGACAACAGUUUAGAACUGAUAGAGCUAUCCACUGUAAAUAAAGUUAGUUUAGUGAAAAUGCUGUCGUGAAAAGCGAUAUGGCCUACUAUGAAUGUAUUUACAGCCCUACCUUACGUUUACCAACACAAUUUACCUAUGCUCUAUUUGUUGCUUAUUUAGGAUUUGGCCAAUGGUGUCAAAGAAGACCAAAUGUUAGUGGACGAGACUGACACUCAGGUCAACAUCGCUGUGACAGCCAACCCAGGCACAAGUACCGCAGAACUGAUGACGGAAAAAAUGACGCGAGUGAAAGGCCUUUAUAUUGAGAUUGAAGCAUUGAGCAGCGAUCGUCAUCUGGCAUUGGACAGUGUCUUGGAGGCAUGUGACAAGUUCUGGGACGGUGUGGAACAACUGAGGAUAUCAUUGAAGGUCGUUCAGGGACAUUUAGAUACACAUGAUCCUCCUGCCGCUGAACUUCACCAUAUCGAGGAACAAGUACACGAACAUGAGGUAAGCACUGAUCUGGCAAGAAAACUGGAUUGAGUAUGUAUGCGUUGAAUGCUUGCUGCGCUGAAUACUUCCCCUACUGUGUAAAAUAUGCUAGUAUUGUCGUAAAAUAUGCUAAUAUUUCAGCAUUUCCGGUGGUAUAUGAAUGAAUUGCCCUUUAUUAUUGUGAUCAGUGUUUGCAUAUCGAAUAUCUUCAGAAAUGAAGACACUUACAAUGGUUUCUAUUUUAGGAACUUUGCAAAGAUCUCAACAGCCACGAAGACCAAAUCAAUGCGAUAUGCAAUGCUAGUCCAGUGCUGGUAGCAAAUUGCGGUCAGGGUGAUAAACUGGUUGUGCAAAAUGCAGUAACAGAAAUCAGCGAUCUCUGGGAGAAAACGGAGAAUGCAUGCAAGGCGCGUAAGAAUGACCUUGCAGAAGUGUUUAAACUGGCAGAACAGUUUGAGAAAUCUCACAUUGCUGUCUGUGAAUGGCUCGAGGUGACUGAAACGAAAUUGGAAAAAGUUCCGUCUGUUGGAUCUGAUGUGAAAGCUGUUAAGAAACAACUUGAUGCUCAAAGGGUAUGCUACAGUGCUGUCUUUGGUAGAAUGAUUUGAAACUCAGUAUAAAGCCUGGUUUACACUAUCAAAGUUUCUGUGAUCACAGUAGGAAUUUUGCAUUGGUAAAUUCUACGUUUUGAAUGAUUUGUAAGAAUGUUUUGAGGGAAAUGACUCAUUGUUUAACACUUAGUUCCCCCAAACAUUUACCUAUGCAAAAUUCCUACUGUGAUCACAGAAACUUUGAUAGUGUAAACAAGCUAAGCCUGCUACUGUAGAUUUACUUAGGCUGUGUAGCUUCCCUUAGCACGUAUAUCAUGCGCCUCUGAUGAAUUGAGAGACCACACCUUGUGUAAUUAACAUUGAAUAUAAACACUUAUCAACUAUAGCACUGUAUUUCAUUAUUUCUCAGGAAUUACAACGUGAAAUACCGGAACAACAAGUACAUGUGACAACUGCAAACCAACACGGGCAAGCAUUGAUGGAGAAAUGUCGACCCGACGAUGUACCUGUAGUACAAGCACAGGUGAAAGAAAUGAAUGAUAGAUGGAAAGCACUUCGUAUGAUCGUCAUGGAAAGACAACAGAAACUCGAGGAAGCGUUGCUUGCUUUGGGACAGUUCCAGUUGGCCUUGGAAGAACUCCUGGCCUGGAUCAAUCACACAAAUCAAUCAUUAGACAAAGAACUGCAACAGAAACCUAACUGUGAUGUGAGAUCCAUUGAAGUGGAAAUGUCGAAACAUAACGUUAGUUGAUGUAGUCUUGCUAUUUUGAUAUUUGUGUUUUUGGACAGACUACAGUCCUUACUGGACCUCUAGAGAGAACAGUUUAGAACUGAUAGAUAGCUAGUAUCCAGUACAAAUAAAGUUAGUUUAGUUUAGGUUUCCCCCUGUAGAAACACUGAUCAAUAAGAGAUGACUCUUACUGGACCUCUAGGAAGAACAGUUUAGAACUGACAGAACUAUCCAAUUCAUUUCAUCUGUUGUUUUACUUGGUUUGUGUAAUAUGUUGGUUGUAUAAUAUCCUGCUCUAUGAAUGCUCAAUCCAAUCUACAUUCCACUAAUUUAGAUCAUCCAAAAUGACAUCAGUGCGCAUAAGCCAACGAUGCAAAGCAUCACGAACGCCGCGAACAAACUUCUUGAGUCAGGCACGACCAAGAUGGACACCGCUGUUCUCAAAAAUAAACUGGAUGAUCUUCAAAAUGGUUGGCAGGAACUCUUGGCUAAGUCCGCACAACGUGAACAAGAUCUUACUGGUUCCCUAAAGAUAGCACGUGACUUCAUGAGCGAAGUCCGGGAAAUGUUAGGAUGGUUGAAGGAAGCCAGAGAAUUCUUGAAACAACGAAGACCUGUGGGAGGAUUCCCGGAAACCUGUGAGAAACAAAUUGAAAAACACAAGGUAAAUCUGGAUAACAUUUUAGUAGCAACAAUGAAACUAUAAAGGAUAGCUCUUACUGGACACCUUAAACUGAUAAAAGCUACCCUAUUUAGUUACGUUUCCUUCUGCAGUAACACUGGGCCAAUAUGGCCUUUGCUGAACAGAUUUAGAAGCUGUCUAGCAUAAUAAAGUUAAUUUUCCUUCUCCAGUAACGAUGGACCAAUAUGGCCUUUGUUGAACAGAUUUAGAAGCUGUCUAGCAUAAUAAAGUUAGUUAAGUUUCCUUCUGCAGUAACACUGGACCAAUAUGGCUUUUGCUGAACAGAUUUAGAAGCUGUCUAGCAUAAUAUUAAUAAAGUUAGUUAAGUUUCCUUCUGCAGUAACACUGAACCAAUAUGUCCUUACUGGACCUCUUGAAAGUUUUAAUUGUAUAACUCUCCACUAUAAAUAAAGUUAGUAUAAUGCUAAAACAUUUCAUUGUCGCCUCAGGAGUUUGCGAAGCAAGUGGAAUCUCGCGCUGCCAAGUAUGAGCACAUCAUGAAAACGAGCAGUGAACUCCUGGAAACUAGCGAUCCAGCUGUCGCCAACACAUUACGUAAUAUGCAGAGCGAGGUGAAAAGGUCCUGGGAAGAGAUUACGUCAAAGACGGAGGACGAAGGAAAGAAACUGGAUCAUGCGCUGGAGAAGGCGACCAAGUUGAAUGAUGGGUCUGUAUAUAUGGUCACGUGGUUGACGGAGAUUAAGGAAGAACGGGUCAUAUUUGAAAUUAUCAGUGUCGUGUUUGAGAAGGUUGAGGAACAAAAGAAUAAAUAUAAGG